AUUUUUGUGUAUUACAUUAAAAAAAAAUAGUUCCUUCGUUUUAUCAGAUGAUGGUAAUAUUUCGUUUAGUGUGAUUAUAUUGUAACAGAGAGCGUGGAUAUUAACAAUAUUAAUGUAUUUCUAAAGCCUACCUUCUUAUUAUAAAGUAUAUGAGGGAGUUUUUUUUCAUUUUAUAUAUAUAUAUACAUAUAUAUAUAUGAUCAGUCAACAAUAUUUGUAAUUUGAGAUAGAUGUAUAAAAGUAGAUGAUGAUAUUCGGAUUUUAUUUUUUGCUUUUGUGUUCUCUAUUUUAUCGGUAAAAUUUUAUUAUAUAAAAUGGCUUAUAUUGAAAGUAUUCAAAUUGAUACUAAUUCAUCUAUCAUUCUUCAAUUGAAAACAACUGAAUGUUUAUAUAAACCUUGAAUUAAAUUUAUAAUGUUCUCUACGUUAUAAGACGAUGAUGUGAUUGAAAGGUCGAAUAAUAUAAUAUUUAUAAAAAAUUGUAUUCGUCUAUAUAUACUGGGCAUAUAAAUAUACGCAGUCAUUUAUUCUUGUGAAGGUUGAUAAGAAGUUUAAUAUAUCAUAGAAAAGUAGAAGCAUUUGUUACAAUGUCAAUCAACGUUGUGAAGUUUACUAAAUUAAGAACAUCUACAGACCCAACAUUCUGGGCAAAAUUUGCUGAAUUGAAGGUAGAUAAACUUCGAUUGGAUGAUAAAUCUGAAAUUAAAUUAUGGGGAAGGUAUUCUUUUAAUGUUCCUGAAAGUGAAAAAAAUAAUCCUUUAGUACUGGAUUAUAUGUCGUUUAAUGAAAAUGUGGAAUCGAAUUCAAUUAAUAACUCAAUAAUAUGUUAUGGUUAUAUGGUUAAUACCAAUACGUAUGAAGCAUUUCGAAAGAUUAAUCCGCAAAAUUUUAUUGAUUCAGUGGGAAAAUGUAUUAUUAAUGAUAUUAUGUCUGGUGCAGCAUUAGCAGAACCUUGGAAACUUGCUGUAUUCUUAAUAUUUUCUUAUGCUGAUUUAAAAACAUAUAGGUUUCAUUAUUGGGUAGCACAUCCAACACCUUUGUCUUUACCAGAAAUGUAUCAUGAAAAAAUACAGAGAUCUAUAAAUGACAAUUUCAAGAUCAAUCAGUUGGAUAAAUUGUAUGAAGGUUUUCAGCAAUUGGAUUAUAAACAGAAAUCAUUUUUUACUGUUUUUGUAUUCGGUAAUGAUAAUGUCAAAGUGAAUACUUUAAAUGAAGGUAUAAAAUAUAUUAAUGCACAAGAAAGUACAGUUGAGACAGAUUGUGAAAUAUAUUUUGCAUUCUAUAAUCCAUGCAAAAGUUUAGAACCUGGUUGGCAAUUAAGAAAUCUUUUAUGUUUAUUAUUUUGGCAUUGCUCCACAUUUUGUUUUACAAAGAGUAUACAAAUAAUAUCUCUAAAUAGAGAUGAUUUUAAAACGGCUGUUGUAUAUACUUUGAAAUGCAAAGAUUAUGCAGAACAAGAAAUUGUGAAAAAAUCUAUUUUUGACAGUCAUUUAGUUGGAUGGGAACAUAAUGAAAAUGGUAAAAUGGGUCCUCAAAUUGUUGAUUUAUCUGAGACUUUAGAUCCAAAUAAGCUAGCAGAAAAAGCAAUUAAUUUAAACUUAAAACUAAUGAAAUGGCGCCUUGUUCCUGAUUUGGAUCUAGAGAAGAUUAGCAAUCUCAAAUGUUUAUUGUUGGGUGCUGGAACAUUAGGAUGUUCAGUAGCUAGAGUACUCAUUGGUUGGGGAAUCAGCAAUAUUACUUUUGUGGAUAAAUCAACUGUUUCUCACAGUAACACAGUAAGACAAAGUCUUUACAUUCAUGAAGAUGCUGUGAAACGAAAAUUCAAAGUAGAUGCAGCUAAAGAUGCUCUUCUUAGGAUUCGUCCAACUAUGAAUGUACAUGGCAUUAAAUUACAAAUUCCAAUGCCUGGACAUGUCGUUGGACAAAGCAUGUUAAAUACAACUAAAGAAGCUGCGAAAAAAUUAGAAGAUGCUAUUGCUCAAAACGAUGUAGUAUUCUUAUUACUAGAUUCACGUGAAGCUAGAUGGUUACCAACUUUAUUAUGUGCAGCAAUGAAUAAAAUAACUAUCAAUGCAGCUUUAGGUUUCGAUUCUUAUAUGGUACAAAGACAUGGUGUAAGAAAUUUAACAGAUAUUCCAGUAUCAAAUGUGACCUCACAAAAUCCUGAUGGAAAGAAUCUUGGAUGUUAUUUUUGCAAUGAUAUAACACAACCAGGAAAUUCUCAAACAGAUAGAACUCUUGAUCAGCAAUGUACAGUAAGUCGUCCAGGAUUGUCUCAAAUUGCUGCAGGUUUAGCAGUUGAAUUAAUGAUCGCAAUAACUCAACAUUCACAGGGUUUAGAAGCUAAGGCACUAACACCUGGAAUUAAAAAUAAUGUCAAUUCAAAUAUCAAAGAUAAUGCAUUAGAAGGAUUACUUGGAGAUGUACCACAUACGAUAAGAGGAUCUCUUUGGGGAUAUGAAUCCUAUUUAACUAUUACACACAGAUUUUUUUCUUGCACUGCGUGUUCCAUACCUUUGAUAUCAGAAUACCAAAAGCGUGGCUUUGAGUUUAUACUUGAUGCUUGCAAUAUACCAAACUAUUUGGAAAAAUUGUGUGGUCUAGAAGAACUGUUGAAAAGACCGGACUUGGACGAGCUUUGUAAUUCUAUAGAUGCUUCUAGCGAAGAAGAAUAAUAGAGUAAAAUUGAUAACAAUCAAUUGCUCUCACAUAUUUUUUAUCCUAAUUUUUGUGUAUAUCUAAAAUAUAUUUGUAUAUUUACCAAAUUGGACGUUUAAAUAUUGAUGAUUAUUUAGACAUUUAUUAUAUUACCUGUGUACUUUAUAUACUUGCAAUAUAUUGUAUAACAUGAAUGUAAAUAUUGUUUAUUUUAAUCGUAUGAUAAUAAAUGUGAUUAAGAAAAAUAAGAAA
Vespa crabro (European hornet) is the source of this 2909-nucleotide messenger RNA. RefSeq names its product ubiquitin-like modifier-activating enzyme atg7 (gene Atg7). Lineage: Eukaryota; Metazoa; Arthropoda; Insecta; Hymenoptera; Vespidae. The transcript has 10 exons. The record is from RefSeq and is a predicted model, not a curated record. Gene Ontology annotation, molecular function: Atg8 activating enzyme activity; Atg12 activating enzyme activity. Gene Ontology annotation, biological process: cellular response to nitrogen starvation; piecemeal microautophagy of the nucleus; autophagosome assembly. The coding region runs from base 587 to 2674 and encodes 695 amino acids. Gene Ontology annotation, cellular component: cytoplasm; phagophore assembly site.